AAAUUUUAAGAAUAGAUGGCUCUACCGCAAACAAUAAUUUAUUUAUUCUUUCGCUCCCAUUUUCUAAAUGUUUGACAUUAUGGAAAUUGUCGACAGAUAGGUAUCCAAGCCAAGUAAAUUUUAUUUGUUUCCAUGGCGAUUUUCCAGUGACCCGAAAUUAUGGAGAACGCGAAAAAACAUUUAACUUCACAAUUCGAGGACAAGGUAAACAAUCUGCAAAUUAUCCCUCAUAAAUCAGGAUCUCCCAGUUUUUACGAAAGUUUCUCAAUUCAUGGCUUCCAAAUUCAGAAGCUCCUGCGGGGUCACGUCGUAUGCACUUGGACGGUACCUGCCCGAUUGACUGAUGCAUCUGGAGCACUGUACGCUGGGGUCAUUGCGACUAUUGUUGAUGAUAUAGGAUGUGUUGCUUCUCUAUCUGAUAGUCAGCCUCAAAAAGUUUCUGUUGAUAUGAAUAUUUCUUACAUCUCUACUGCGAAGGUUAACGAUGAAAUUGAGGUUGAUGCAAGGGUAUUGGGACACAAAGGAGGGUUUUCUAUGACAUAUGUGAACUUAAAAAACAAAGCAACGGGUGAAACCAUAGCUGAAGGUCGGCAUUCAUUGUAUGGUCGUCAGACAAGCAAACUCUGAUGUAAGCUUGUCGCAAAUUUGUGACUUUCUUCUUGGCGAGUUCUUUGCUAUCAUUCAAUUUGUAAAUCUUUGUUUAUUUUUUUAUAGUUAUUCCAAAGCACAAAGUAAAACAAAUUUGUGACUUUCUUUUUGGCGAGUUAUUUGGUAUUCAUUCAGUUUGUAAAUCUAUAUGUAUUCUUUUAUAGUUAUUCCAAAGCACAAAGUAAAAUUAGAUCCAAUAAACUGCAUCGCAAGGUAUUUCUAUGAUUUUAAUAGUAUCAUCUGUUGGAGUG
This is a messenger RNA of Cryptomeria japonica (Japanese cedar), 899 nucleotides long. RefSeq lists its product as uncharacterized. Gene Ontology annotation, molecular function: fatty acyl-CoA hydrolase activity. Lineage: Eukaryota; Viridiplantae; Streptophyta; Pinopsida; Cupressales; Cupressaceae. The record is from RefSeq and is a predicted model, not a curated record. The transcript is spliced from 3 exons. Bases 160 to 627 code for a protein of 155 amino acids.